AUGAAGGGAAAGAAGGGAGUGAGUUUUCUGGUUCGCUGUCGAUCGGAGAAGAAGAAACGAACGAGGGCAGAAAAUGGUUUGUGGAUAACUGCAUUCGAUUACUCCGUAGAGACAACGAGUAAUUCUUCUUUGUUCAUACUUAAAAGCAGGAGUUUUAUGAUGACUUUUCUGAGGACAAUUGAUUUUGAUGAAGGAUGGCAGUUCCUGGAGACUAGGAUAAUGAAACUGAGAAGAAUUAUUGAAGGGCAUCAUGAACCACAAUUUGACUCUGAAUAG
This is a messenger RNA of Lactuca virosa, 276 nucleotides long. NCBI's taxonomy places the organism in Eukaryota, Viridiplantae, Streptophyta, Magnoliopsida, Asterales, Asteraceae. The record is from the annotation of a GenBank genome assembly.